Molecule: messenger RNA, 1374 nt
Organism: Aspergillus calidoustus
Lineage: Eukaryota; Fungi; Ascomycota; Eurotiomycetes; Eurotiales; Aspergillaceae
Source: the annotation of a GenBank genome assembly
AUGCAAAUUGCAACCGUCGUACUCGGCUUUCUCCAAAUCUGCUCCGGCGUUGUCCUUCUUCAACUUUCCAAGUCCGCCAAAGACGUCCCCGAUGCAGCGGUUUUCAAAGGCGACCUUGACCAAAUUCGCGAAGUCGCAACGCAACAAGAACCUGAAUCGGAGCCGAAGGCCGAUGCCAUCCGUGGCGCCGCCGCCAUUAUCCGCCGCCUAUCCACUCCUCGCCGGAACAUUGAGGCCGAAGAGGCACGCCGCUACCUCCGCGAACGGCAUGAAGACUGCCUCAAGCCACCGGGUGAUGACGAGAUUGUCGAAUGGGACGGCCUGCGCAGGCGCAAAACUGUCCUUAGCGAUAAAUCGCCUAGCCUUCGACGUCCAUCGACACCAUUACCGCCACUAGGAAUGUCCCGGUUUCCAGACGACUGGGAAGAAACUUCUCAGGUGUCGAACAACACCCAAUCUAUCCUCAACGAGGUCCGUUCGCGUGCAUCAAGCAUCUUGAAUUCCCCCUGGCGACCAAUCCAGAACAACGAGCACCACGAACCCUUACCAGUAUCAGAGCCAAGGGCCAUCGACAACAGCUACACUGGCUCUGACCAACUCACCCGCCCUCGCGGCAUUUCAUGGGCAGAUCAGGAUCAAGAUCACGCUCAAACUCAAGCCUCAUCUCACCUAACCGCCCCAGAGCCCCCACAGCACCGUCACUUCUCCUUCCAGCGAAUCUUUAACCGAUCAAAGUCCCCCGACGAUUAUCAAUACCAAUCCGCGUCUGCCUCAUCAUCAACCCCCAACCGCAGCCGCAGCCCACACAGUCCGACGCGCCGAGGUAUCCUGCGCCGGACACAUAGGCGGAUAAACACAUCAGAAGAGGAGCAGCUCGGUCUGGUACAAGGCGACACAGUGGCCUCCACUUAUAUGAACGAGAAGAUUCAGCGGAGCGACUCACAAAGUAGUCACGAAAGCUACGAUAGUGACCCGCAGGUUAUCCACCACAAUCACUACGAUGGGGAUGAGAAGCCCGAGUACCUCCCCACCGGUCGUCGCUUAGAUUUGGAAUCUCAUGAGGAGUCUCUAUACCCGCAACGGCUGCGAGUGAACCCGCUUCCACCGUUACCAGAUGAUGCUCCAUCUGCGGAGUCUCAUUUCCAAUCCUAUUCCCAGCGGGUUGGACUCGAGGGGUAUCAGCCCGAGCAGGCGCAGCCACAGCUAGAGCCAGAGCAGCAGCAACAACGACCAGAAGGACGAAGGUCGAGUAGCAGCAGGGGUUCAUUGCUGGCUGUCCCACGGAGACAGAGUGGGUGGCGUCGACACGACUCGGGGAGUAGCGGAGACAGCAGGGGUGGGAAUGGAAAUGGGCAGGGGGGAGCAUUUAUGUGA